Molecule: messenger RNA, 2325 nt
Organism: Hypoxylon fragiforme
Lineage: Eukaryota; Fungi; Ascomycota; Sordariomycetes; Xylariales; Hypoxylaceae
Product: HET-domain-containing protein
Exons: 2
Coding region: 105-2072 (655 amino acids)
Source: RefSeq, a predicted model, not a curated record
CCUCGUGCCUGGCAACGGGCUUGUCUGACUACGAUUUCAGCUGAAGUGCAUCGUGACAGGAUGAAACACCAAAUAAUCAUCAUCAAAAUACCCCAAAUAAAAAAAUGGAAGAAAUAGAAGAAACAGAGCCGUGCUCUACUUGCCGCAAUCUAGAACCUCUACCAGGUCUCGCAGGAGGUUUCAUCACCGGUGGCAUAGGCAAUGACUUGAAGAACUCGGCACCUUCCUGUCAACUAUGCUCCAUCCUCUGGGAGGGCCUGGAGGCGUUCUGCUAUGACAACCCGGGUGCGUCUCAAUGGAUGGCGCUGCGCCAGUUGGAAGACCCAUUUCGACUACAAUUUAAACAGACGCCCGAGGAGAAGAAUUGGUCGGGCAUUCAGUUUUACACGAACAGUUCCCAAGACCCAUUAUCAGACAUCUUCAAGCCCAGCAGUGAUCUCGAGCCAGACUCUUCGAGCCCCAAGUACCUCUCUCAAAUGAAAGGCUGGGUCGAGACCUGCAACGAGAAGCACCCCGUCUGCAAAGCCCGCCUGAAUGACCAUCUCCCCACCAGGGUGCUAGAUGUUUCCCGCGACGCAGAUCUCAUCUACCUCUACGAGCCCACCGAGAAAGAUCGCGGCUCGUACGUAGCGCUGAGCCACUGCUGGGGCGGCGUCGUCCCCCUCAUGACCAUGCAAAGCUCGCUAGAGGGGUUCAAGACCGGCGGGAUAUCGCUCGAGACGUUUCCCAAGACCUUCCAGGACGCCAUUCUCGUCACGCGACACCUCGAGUGCCGGUACAUCUGGAUCGACUCGCUGUGCAUCAUCCAGGACAACACCGACGACUGGAUCCACGAGGCCUCGCGCAUGGCGGAGGUGUACGGGAACUCGUACGUCACGCUUGCCGCCACCGCGUCGCGGAACAGCUACGGCGGCCUGUUCCACGAGCACGACAAGCUGGAUGUCGGGCACCUGAUUUCGCGGACCGCCAAAGACGGGAAAGCCGCGAAAGUCUCGGUGCGCCCGGCUCUAGAGCACACGCCGUACUUCGCCAGCAGCCCGCACGGCCUAGACGCGUCGGCACCGGCGCCUCUGCUCGAACGGUCCUGGUGUUUCCAAGAGUACCUCCUGGCCCCGCGCGUCCUCUCCUUCACGCGCUGGGAGAUCCUCUGGGUCUGCCUCUCGAAGCGCUCCUGCAACUGCGGCGAGUACACCGAGCAGACGCGCGAACUCGUCGCCGCCAGCGACCUCAAAGCCCGCUUUGACGCGCAGCUGCGGGGCCCCUUCCCCUCUUCCCCCUCUUCCUCUUCCCCUUCUUCCUCUCCCACUUCUCUUUCUUCUCCCUCUUCUCCCUCUUCGACGACGACAACGACAGCAACAACAACAACAAAAGACCUCCGCCGCCUCUGGCAAGACAUAAUCGAAGCCUACCUGCAAAAGGGCCUAACCUACGACGCGGACCGGCUCCCCGCCCUCGCCGGCAUCGCGCGCCGCUUCGCCGAGCACGGGCUCGGGCGCUACGUAUCCGGGCUCUGGGAGCCGACCCUCGUGUCCGACCUAUUCUGGAGCCUCGACGCGUCGUUCGGCGACUACCACGGCGUGGUGGCGAAGCGCAGCGGGGAUGGGGGGAUGCCGUCGUGGUCGUGGGCGUCGGUGGUGGGGGCGUUUCGUUAUAGUGCGAGCUCGUAUGCGUUGGAGGGGAUCGAGGUGAGGGGCGUGGAGUUUGAAGGGGGUGUUAGGGAUGCGUUGGCGGAGGUUGUGGCGAGGAGGAUAAUGGUAAGAGGGGUUUUGACAAGGGCGAGGGCUUGGGGUGGGGGUGGGGAUGAGGAUGAGGGGCGGAGGAUAAGGAAUCAUUCACGGCGUAUUCAGGUCCCGGGGGCUAAGGAGCAUGGCUGGUUUGUGGAUGUUGCGUCGGAGCUGGCUUGUGGUGUGGAUAAGCCUGCGGAUGUCCAUAUUCUACGUGGUACAAAGGGGCCGGGACUUGUGCUUCGUCAUGUUGAGGACACGGCGUGCACAUAUCGGAGGCUGGGUUUGAUAGAUGGCUAUCCGCCUAUCCCGGACGAUUUCGACUUUACGACAGUGGAGCUGGUGUAGUGUUGAGGAAAUGGGGAUAAGCGAGGAGCUAUAUAAGUAGCUAUGAAAGUGUGAUUAUUAUAUUCUCUUUAUAGUUAUUGGGAUCUGGGAACGGUAGGGAGCUAUGGGAUUUUGCCUAACGAGCAUACAUAAGGUGCUGCUAUAACAUAGGUACCUAGUAGGAAUCGUUACUGAUGGAGGAUUGCCUGCGGUCUUAUUGAGCGCAAUGAUAUGAUAUCACCUAUCCGUAUCUUUACACAAACGAUUAAACGAC